Molecule: messenger RNA, 1131 nt
Organism: Gastrolobium bilobum
Lineage: Eukaryota; Viridiplantae; Streptophyta; Magnoliopsida; Fabales; Fabaceae
Product: PRA1 family protein B4-like
Exons: 1
Coding region: 150-824 (224 amino acids)
Biological process (GO): vesicle-mediated transport
Cellular component (GO): endoplasmic reticulum; Golgi apparatus
Source: RefSeq, a predicted model, not a curated record
UUCCAAAACUAAACAAAACAAAACCCCUUUCAAUUCCUGACUCAAAUUCUCACAUUUGCAACCCUCAUCUCUCAUUCUCUCUCUCUCUCUCUCUAUAAACAUCUGAAUCUAAUUCCUUACUUUCUCUCUCUAGACCGGUACAACAAACCAUGUCUUCCACCGUCCCAGCCGUCCUUCCCAUUUCUAACAGCACAACCACCGCCGCAUCCGGUGGCGCCGUCGCGGGAUCUGAAGCCCCUGCCUCUAACCCUGCCUUGCGUGCUUUAAUCAACAAUCUCUCUGAUUCGCUCCGCCACGGCCUGUCCCAGCGCCGCCCGUGGUCGGAGCUGGCGGACCGCACCGCCUUCUCCAAACCGGAAUCCUUCUCCGAAGCCACCCUCCGUGUCCGCAAGAACUUCUCCUACUUCCGCAUCAACUACUACGCCAUCGUUUCCGUGAUCCUUGCGGUGUCUCUUCUCACGAACCCGUUCUCUCUCAUCCUCCUCCUUGGAUUGUUGACUUCGUGGACCUUCCUCUACCUCUUCCGUCCCUCUGAUCAGCCACUUGUCCUUCUCGGACGCACCUUCUCUGACUUUGAAACACUCGCACUUCUCUCUGCCCUCACCGUCUUCGUCGUUUUCCUCACAAGCGUCGGCUCUGUCCUCGUCUCCGCCCUCAUGCUCGGCGUCGCCGUCGUCUGCCUCCACGGCGCUUUCCGCGUCCCUGAAGAUCUCUUCCUCGACGAACAGGAUAACUCCCAGGCCACCGGAUUCCUUUCCUUCCUCCGCACUCCUGCUGUCGCCGUUGCCUCCGCCGCCAUGCCCACUGUAACCACCCGCGUUUGAGGGGGAAUCGCUUCGAUCUGGUAACGGUAAUGGUGUCCUUCAUCUGAUCCGUUGAAUUUUGGUACUUGGAAGCGAAAUCAAUGGUUGAAUUCCUUGAUCUGUGUUACUAAAUUCGAUUAUACGUAGGGUGAAUAUGAAUCAUGAUGAUAUUUGUAUGGAUCUUUUUGUUUUUGUUUUUUUGUUUUUUUAUGUAGGAUCUGCAAAACUUGUUGAUGGAUCUAUCAAUUUUCUUUAAUCAAUUUUUUCGUUCUGUAAUUUGUUUCUUCAUUAACCUUUGUUCAUAUUCAUUAUACCCAUUAUCUAAAGU